AUGGAUGGGGAGGUGGUUUUUCUAGGUAACCCUCUGUUCGUGAGUGGUAAUCGCACAAAAGAUUUUAACUUCGUUGUUGAUAAAAUGAGAAGUCGUAUGGAAGGAUGGAAGGCCAAGCUUCUUUCACAGGCAGCUAGAACUGUGCUUAUUAAGAAUAUUAUCUCCUCCAUCCUUAUCUACACUAUGUCAGUGUUUUUGCUCCCUCUGAAAAUUACCAAAACUCUUCAUGCCAUGGUGCGACGGUUUUGGUGGAUUGGAGGCAUGGAGGGUGGUCGCUUCUUGUCUCUUUUGACCUGGAGUUCCAUUUUCCUACCUAAAAGCAGUGGUGGCCUUGGGAAACACAAUACUCCUUGGUCUCAUAUCCUCUUGGGAAAGUAUUGCCACUCCUCUAACUUCUGGGGUGGUUCUUUGCCCCACGCUGCCUCGCCUGUGGUGAGAGGGAUUUGGAAGACUCAUUAUUUUAUCAAAGACAACAGCUUGUGGAUUAUUGGUAAAAAGUCCGAGGUUGAUUUUUGGCACUAUUCUUGGACAUGUUCUGAUGGUGUUAACUUUGGCCCGAAAGAUCUUAAUCCUAGGAUUACUUCGGCUAUGAUUCUUGGUGACCUCAUGUUACAUGAAAGGGUAUAG
Messenger RNA from Cannabis sativa, 627 nucleotides. RefSeq lists its product as uncharacterized. The transcript has a single exon. Lineage: Eukaryota; Viridiplantae; Streptophyta; Magnoliopsida; Rosales; Cannabaceae. The coding region runs from base 1 to 627 and encodes 208 amino acids. The record is from RefSeq and is a predicted model, not a curated record.